AUGGAUUAUAAAUUUUUUUCAUGGAACUGUAGGGGAGCAGGGGGCAAGGGUUUUUUACGUGCUUUUCGUGAGUAUCGUAGGAAAUUUAAACCCCAUAUUGUGAUUACUUUGGAACCUAGAAUCAGUGGGGACCGUGCUUUGAAAGUAAUUCGAGAAAUGGGUUUCGAUAACGAACUUGUAGUGGAUGCUAUUGGGUUUUUGGGGGGAAUUUGGGUCAGUUGGAAUUCGAAUGACCUUACCAUCACUAGAAUUCACACUCACCAUCAAUGUCUCCAUAUGCAGGUACAGGGGCGGAUGCAGCAAGAUGUUGCAUGGCAGUUAUCGGCAGUUUAUGGUUGCCCUGCACCGGUACAACGGCGUGAAUUAUGGGACUUCUUACGGUCCAUUACUGAAGGGAUGACCCAGUCCUGGCUUUUGGUGGGCGAUUUCAACUCUAUCAUCAGCCCAUCUGAAAAACUAGGGGGUGCCCCGUUUGAUGCAUCCCGAAUUCGUGAUUUCCAGGAUGUAAUUCAAGAUACUGAGCUGAUAGACUUGGGUUUCGUUGGCCCGGCUUACACAUGGUUCAGGACGGGUCUCCGAGAAAGGCUUGAUCGGGGCAUGGCAAACAAUGCUUGGAUCUCAGCUUUUCCAGAAAUAGUGGUUAGGCACCUGCCGCGCAUGAAUAAAUCGGAUCACAGGCCACUGCUAGUUUCAUUAAGAGAGCCUCACACUCCCGCCGGACCCAAGCCUUUCCGUUUCUUGGCAGCCUGGCUUACACAUGAGAACUUCUGGGAAAUGAUGGAUGAAGCUUGGGCAAAGGGCCACUCCUUCACAUCCUCGGCAGAAGCCUUCGCCCAGGACGCUAGAGGGUGGAACAGGAAUGUUUUCGGCCAUGUUACUAGGAGGAAAGAUAAUCUACUUCGCCGAAUUGAAGAGCUAGAGCAGAAUGGUAGUGGGACUGGGAACUCCGCUCAGCUCCAGCAAGCUCAGGAGGAGCUCGAAUUAGUACUCUUUCAAGAAGAACUGCUCUGGUGUUAG
Messenger RNA from Linum trigynum, 1017 nucleotides. NCBI's taxonomy places the organism in Eukaryota, Viridiplantae, Streptophyta, Magnoliopsida, Malpighiales, Linaceae. The record is from the annotation of a GenBank genome assembly.